AUGAGCGAAACGCCUUCAACCAGUUACUCAGUGAAUCAACCAAACUCCUCUGGGAGUGAACAGACUUUAUCUACACGCCAUUUCAAUGUCACUGAACCUGUUGUGGCCAAACGGAUCUGUUUCUACAAAAGUGGAGAUCCUCAGUUUAAUGGGAUUAAAAUGGUCGUUAAUAAUCGGUCUUACAAAACAUUUGAUGCCUUGCUUGAUAGUUUAUCCAAACGGGUCCCAUUACCUUUUGGGGUGAGGAAUAUUAGUACACCAAAAGGAAGACACAUCAUCACCAAUCUGGAGGAUCUUGAAGAUGGAAAAUCUUAUAUUUGUUCCCAUCAGAGGAAAAUGAAACCCAUCAACCUUGAACGGGCAAGGAAAAAGCCACUGCCUUGGCAGAUCAGCAGGCCUGUCAGUGCUCGUCGUCGAGCCGUGCAGUUAGCAAAGGAGAAUGAAGAUGGCUUUGGCCAGAGAGAAAGAAAAGUAACAACUCCUAAAAAGCUGCUUGUUUUCAAAAAUGGUGAUGUAAGACUCAGGCGCACCAUAGUUCUGGGAAAGAAAAAUACACAAACCUUUGAGGCCUUUCUGGAUUAUAUGAGUGAAUUAAUGCAGUAUCCAGUUGUGAAACUAUACACCACUGAUGGCAGAAAGGUUCCUAAUCUUCAGGCUCUGAUAUUGUGCUCUGGAGCUGUAGUCGCAGCGGGGAGAGAGCCUUUUAAACCAAGCAAUUAUGAUCCUCUUGGGUACUCACAGCCUGCUAAAUUGCUUGGAAUUGCAAAUCGGGUGUACCCAAAAGCAAAUGCCAAAUCGGAGAGUGAAAAUACUGGGAAAUGGAAGGUGUCAGUCGUCACCAGUGAUAUGCCAUCUGCAGGAACAAGCUCACAGGUUUAUAUUACAUUGUAUGGGGAUCACAGCAGUUCAGGGCCUAUUUUUCUUGAUGGAGAGGAAGGGAAGUUAUUUCAGAGAGGCAGUGAAGACAUCUUCACAAUUAAUACUGGAAACCUAGGAAAUCUCUACAAAAUACGCAUAGGACAUACAAAUGCAGGGAACUUCCCUGCGUGGCACUGUGACAAGGUGCAGUUACUGAACCUUUAUUCAGGGGAGCAGUUUUACUUCCCCGCACGUCGAUGGCUAGCCUGGGACCAAGGUGAUGGGGAAAUCUGUCUGGAGCUUCCUGUUUUACACCAGGGUCAGCCUAUUCUUCCAGUGACUGUCUAUGAAGUGCAUGUGACGACAGGAGAGCUGUGGAAUGCUGGAACUGAAGCUGAUGUCUAUAUUUCUAUCUAUGGAGAAAAAGGUGAUACAGGAUCAAGACAGCUGCUCAGGUCACCAAAACCCACAAAAUUUUUAAAAGGACAAACUGACAACUUUCCUGUUGAAGCUGUGCACCUUGGACACUUGUAUAAGAUUGUUAUUGGACACAAUGGUCUUGGAUCAGGAAAUGGCUGGUUUCUGGAGAAAGUUGUAAUCAAGGAUCCUAUCACAGAUCUGGCUUAUACUUUCCUUUGUCACAGAUGGCUGGACCAUGGGCAGGAUGAUGGCAAAAUUGCUAGAGAACUGACUGUGACAGAUGCCAGCCCAUUUUCUGGAAGACAAGAACUGGAACUCAGGAGAGAGGAAAGUUGGGCUGCUGAAAAGUGGAAGUUUCAAGAAGGCAACACACUUCAGUUCUACAGCAGGCUCACCCGUGGUUUCAUAUGCCUCAGUCCAGAUGGCAAAGUCGAUGCUCUUGGUGACAAGAAAAACAAAUAUGGUCUUUUUGAUGUAAUUGUCAAAAGGAGAAAUAUAUGUAUAUUCAGCAGUCACCAGAUGACACAUCUUGCUCUUGCUGUUGUCAAUGGCUGUGUAACUGGAAAGAGCAAAGGUGAGACUCACUGCGAGCUGUGUGUUCACCUUCAACCAAAUCGCUGUGCCAUUCUGGAGUCAGCCAGGAAUCCAGGUCAUAUUGUUACAUUCAGUCUUCAAGGCAAAGUAGCUGAUGAAACAACAGGAUAUGCUGGACUUUCCAAAGAAUUUGUUGUGCAUGUCAAGGGUGUGUUUCACCACGGUGCCAUCAUUCUGCUCAACACAAGCCUCUGCCAGGCUCUCUCCCUUAGGCCUGAUGGGAGCUGCAGCGGGGCAGGACGCCAGCAGCAGGAAGCCUAUUGGAAGGUGCAUAAAGUCAGCUCCAGAGUCUGCAUGUUUGAGAGUGUGAGAAACCCACAAAUGUAUCUGAAGAUAAAAGAUGGCCAGUGUAAUGGAAAAGGCACAGGUGAUGAAUACUGUCACUUUAAAAUUGAGCAUAAUUUGGAAAGUGGAUCUGUAAGUCUAGAAUCAGUGCGAAACAAAGGAAUCUAUGUUGGUCUUCUGCCGGAUGGCCAAGCUAAGCCAGUCGUUCACACUGGAGAGAGAAACAUUUUAUUCUAUCCACAGGUCAUCAAAUGUGGCCGUGAAGAGCCUAUGGGAACAUCUGCAGCACCCAACCGAAUGAAAAAAGAGUUCAGAGAAUCUGAACACCAACCAGCAAAUGAGCAAUCUGAACACCAAUCCGCCCAGAAGCCAGUGUCCCAAAGCCCUUUAACUUUUCCACCCACAAAGGAAAUGAGAAAUCCCCAAGGUGUUGAGUGUCCCCUUCCUUCAGAUGAUGAAUGGAAAGUGUCAAUGCUGACAGGAAAUUCAGGAACUCAAGUAAAUGUCACUCUCUGGAUAUAUGGAGACAGAGGAGUAGCUGGACCAAUAACUCUUGUCAAGGACAACAGAGAGCAGCUGUUUCUUUCCAGGCAGGAGGAUGAAUUUCAGAUUAAAAUAAAAAGCAUUGGGGAUAUCUACAAAAUAAGAAUUGAACACGAGGGGGCAAGUGAACAAUCAGAGUGGAACUUACAAAGGGUGACACUGCAACAUCUGAAGAGCAAGAAAAUACUGAAUUUUCCAGCAAACACAUGGUUGUCAAGGAUCUGUGAUAACAGAGAUCAUGUCUGUGAACUUCCAGUAGUGGAAGCUGGAAAACCUGUCUAUCCAAUUGUUUUAUACCAUGUUUAUGUCUACACUGGCCACUUGGAGCAAGCUGAUACAGAUUCUGCAGUUUACCUGUGUAUCUAUGGAAAAAGAGGAGAUACUGGUCUAAGACCUCUGCAUAAAUCUGAUACACCAGUGAAAUUUCAGAGAGGAAUGGUCAGUGCUUUUGAAGUGGGAGCUGUAUCUCUUGGAAAGCUGCAGAAGGUGCUGUUGCGCUGUGAGGCUAAUACUAGGUCCCAGUAUUGGUACUGUGAUAAAGUCAUUAUCAGAGAAGCUGAGAAGAACUUGGAAUAUGUUUUCAGUUGUGAAAGGUGGCUUCCAUUUAUGUCUCAAGGUAUAAUUCAUUCAGAAAUUGAGCUGUACCCUCAAGAAGGAGACUGGAAGAUUACUGUAGUCACCGGGGAUUUUGAAACAGCUGGAACAACAGCAACAGUGUCCCUUUGUGCUUAUGGAGAAAACAAAGCUUCUGGUCCUAUUAUUCUGGGGUCUGGGAAACACCAGCUGUUUAAUCCCAACAGUGCUGAUACAUUUAAGAUUAAUCUCAGGGAUCUUGGGCAGCUAUAUAAAAUUCGCAUUGGCCAUGACAACACUGGAGAUGAUCCUGGUUGGUACCUGGAGGAAGUCAGACUUCAAAGAGCAGUCCCUCUUUCUGAUCAGAUGUGUCUCCCUAUAGAGUGCUGGCUUGCAGAAGACAAGGAUGAUGGGGACACGUGGAGAGAAGUGGCAAUUAGAAACCCCACAAAGGAGCUUUUGUCAUUGUUGGUGUAUGAGAUCCACGUAUACACAGGCUCUAAACUUGGUGCUGAAACAGAUUCUAAUGUUUACAUCAAUCUUAUUGGAACGAGAGGAGAUGCUGGCAAGAGGAAGCUCCAUAGGUCUAAGAAUAAUAAUGUAAAGUUUCAACAUGGACAGAUGGAUAUUUUCUGCAUAAAGGCUGUCUCACUGGGAGACUUGGAGAAAGUUCUGAUUAGCCAUGAUGGAACUGGUCCAGGCAAUGGAUGGUUCCUGGAUAAGAUUGUCAUCAAACAUGAAGAAGGAGAGGAAGCUCAAGAGGUUGUAUUUCCUUGUAAUAGAUGGUUAGAUGAAUACCAAGAUGAUGGGAAAACUGAAAGAGAGCUAACUGCCAAAAAAUAUAGCAAUUCAAAGAAGGCAUUCUCCAAAGCACAACAGUGGAGAGUGCAGGUUCAAACAGAUGGAGAUUCCCCAGAGCCACAGGACUGUAAAAGAACCCUUGUGAUUUAUGGCUCAAAGGGCAAAAGUGAUGACCUUCUGCUUUCUCCACAAAACCGAGGAUAUGUAAGCUUUCUACCCAGAGCAACAGAUGCAUUCAUUGUUGAAACUGGAGAUGUGGGAGAUGUAUACAAGAUUCGGGUCAGCUGUGAUGAUAUGCCAGGCUUUGAGGGUUGGCAUUUGAAGUCUUUUCACAUACAAGAACUACAUACAAAACAAGAACUGAACUUUGACUGUAGCUGCUGGCUCUCUCGUACCAGAGAAGACAGGGAGCUGGUGAAAGAAUUCCCUGCAGUGAAUGAGGACAGGCAAACUUUACCAGUCUGUAAGUAUGUUGUCUCUGUACACACUGGUGACCGCUGGGGAGCGGAAACUUUUGCAAAUGUUUAUAUCACUCUCUAUGGCAAAAGAGGGGACACAGGUGUGAGGAAACUUCAUACAUCUUUAGUGAAAGGAAGAAAAUUUCAAAGGAACAAGGUGGAUUCAUUUCUCGUGGAGGCUGUUUCUCUGGGUCAUUUGCAAAAAGUGGUCAUACAACACGAUGGAGAAGGAUAUGGGGCUGGGAUGUACCUCAAGAUGAUAACAGUCAAGGAGUCUCAGGACUCAGACAAAGAAUGGGUAUUCCCAUGUUGGAACUGGCUUGAUACUCAUCUGGGGUUAUGUGCGACUGCUUGUGAGAUUUUGACAGUGGGUAAAAGAUUGAAUUCUAGUCCUAAACUGCCUGAAAUCAACAUGCAGUCAUCAGGUCUCUGGAUAAUGGACAUCACUGGAUCUGACUUGAACAAUGAAGUGGAUCCAAUACACCUCUCUUUUAUCUUCUAUGGAGACCUGAAUCACAAAAAGUUGCCACUUCAAAUAACAGGAAAAGCAAUUCAGAUCAAAGAUGAACUAGCAGAUAUUGGCUCAGUCUACAAAGUUCAAGUAACUGGCCCACACAGCAAGUUAAAACAGCCAUGGCACUUAGAUUUACUGCAUAUGAAGCACACAGGCACGAAUGAAGAGAUGUAUUUAGCUUUUGACUGCUGGUUUGACCCUAAUGAAGACAAAUGCGUCGAAUUGCCAGCUCUCUAUGCAGAUCAGGAGCCUUUGCCUGUUGUGGAAUAUUCAAUCCAUUUGCACACGGGAGACUUGAAGAAGGCAGAUGCCACUGGUGAGGCUUAUCUUUGUAUUCAAGGAGAAAGAAGUGACUCGGGGAAACGAUGGCUUAACUCAAGAAACAGCCUGAUCACUUUUGCUAGAGGGCAGGUGGAUGUUUUCAGAAUCAAAGCUGUAUACCUUGGCAAGUUGAACCAAGUUCUUGUUGGAUUUAAGAGUCCAAAGAAAGAUGACUGGUUCUUGGAAAAAAUUGUUAUAAAAGAAGUCAUUUACCCUUUCUCCACACACGUCUUUGUUCACAAUAGCUGGAUCAAUAAACGCUCUAAGAAAGAUUUUGUAGAAGUGGUAAUUCCACUCAAAGAAACAUCUGUGACGUCUCUUCUCACAAAAAAAUUUGACACUAACAGCCGAGGACGAUGGCAAACAUGGGUAGACUGUAUGCAUGUACCAGAAGAUAUUCCUGAUAUUCAAGUUGUGAUAUUUGGAAAAAAGGGGAAAUCCUCUGCGCAGAAAGUUCAGAAUCUGAACAAUAAACCCUUUCUGUUGACUGUUGGUGAUAUUGGAGAUAUAAUGAAAGUUUCCUUUUUGUUAUCUGGUCCAUGUUUGGGAAGAGGAAUUAAACUUCAGAAGCUUCGUCUGAAAGACCUGGACACUAAACAAGACUUGGGCUUUUGCACUGAGGCCCAGUGUCUAUUUGGAGAAGAUGGGUCGGAGACCGUGACAGAGCUAGCAGCAGUCAGACCAGAUAAGACACCACUCAGGGAAGUGCUUUAUUCAGUCAGUGUUUAUACGGGAACACUGCCUGCAUCAGGGACUGAUGCAGAUGUGUUUAUCACAGUAUUUGGAGAGCAAGGCGAUUCCUGCAAAAGGAGACUAAGGCACUCGAAUUUUGAAAGAGGACAGGUUAGUAUGUCUGAAUUGAGAGCAAUAGACCUUGGACUCUUAAGCCAGGUACUUGUUGAGCACAGUAAUGUGGGUUAUGGAGCUGGAUGGUAUCUGGACCAAAUUCUCAUCCAUGAAUCAGGCAAGACUGAUGGCCAGUAUGUGUUUUUAUGCCGGCAAUGGUUAGACAGCGGAGUUGGUGAUACACAGAUGGAACGAAUGCUGAGACUUCUUGGAAAAGUCAGGAAUGGGAUGUUGACAGGAAAGAUUCAUGGAACUUGGGAUGUACUUGUCACGACUAGUGAUGUUUCUUCUAGUUCCAUAAGUCCUAAAAUGUCUCUAACUGUAUGUGGUGAAAAAGGUACCUGUACUUCAGUCACAUUUCCCAAAGGAUCUCUUAAAAAAAAUCAGAUUUAUGAGACUUCAAUCGAACUAAAUAAGAAAUUCGAUACAAUAUGCAAAGUUCGCCUAGGAAUUGAAGAAGCUGGAGAAGGAGAAACUUGGCAUUGCCGUGAGGUAAAGCUUCAACACAGAGAAAGUAAAAAUAUUCUAGAAUUUCCCUUUUCUCACAACUUUGCAGAUGAUGAAGGAUUAACAGUGGCAGAGCUUCCAGUUCUCACAGCUGGUUUUCCUUUUCCAGCAGUGAAAAACUAUAUUCUCUAUAUCACUACGGGAGUAUCCCCUGGGUCAGGAACAGAUGCAGAUGUGUAUGUCAUGCUGCAAGGUCUUUUGGGAGAUACAGGCAGAAGAAAAUUAGUAAGAAAAGGAGAUGAUCAUUUCACUAAAGGAAAGGUAGAUGUUUUUCAAGUGGAAGCAGUAGAUGUUGGGACUCUGCAAUGGAUGGUUGUUGAAAAAGGGAAAGGCUCUGACUGGCUUCUGGAGAAGAUUAUUGUGAAAGAGCCAGCAACUGCAGGGACAGAAACAGUCUUUAUGGCUCAAACAUGGCUAAAAGACAAACGUGAUGGAAAAAGAUCUGCCUCAGUAACCCUGAAUGCCACAGAAAUUCAGGAGAGGAGGAGCACUGCUGCCCGGCCUUUAGGAAAAGAACAAAUGAAAUCAGAAGGCAGAUGGAGGAUUUAUUUCAUGAAACAUGAGGACGAAACAAAAAAAGACUUUGAAAAGUUGACAGAAAAUAUUUCCAAGUUGGUUAUGGUUUUUUAUGGAAGCAACGGCAAGUCAGAUCCGGUUUCCAUGGGAAACAAAGUGGAACAUCAGGCUAAAAACCAAGUAGCAUAUGACAUACAUUUACCAUCUGAUUUGGGAAUGCUUUAUAAAGUAAGACUUGGACUUCAGAGUUUGGAAAACAACAUAUCCCAGUUGUCUUUUCAUCACUUUAAAAUGCAGAACACAUCAACCCUGGAUACCUUUAGUCUCACUAUAAAUAAAACUCUUCCUCUUUCUCUUAAUGGAGACAGAUGGAUUGAAUUCCCUGUAGAGUGGCCAUUAAAAGAAGCACUUUCUGUGGUUACGUAUCAUAUAACAGUAUUUUCUAGAAAUAUUCUGGUGGAGAGAAAUGUAGUUCAUAUCACUGCAUGUAUAUAUGGCACUCAUGGUGACACAGGGGACAGAUCGCUUCUCUGGUCAUUGGAGAAUGUCCAGCAGGGAGAGGACAAUGAGUCAUUUGUAGUUGCUAUGGAUGCUGUUGAACUGGGAGAACUAGACAAAGUUGUUCUUUUAAUCAGCAGUAAAGCAGACUGCAAACUGGAUGUUAAAAAAUUGCAUUUAAAGGAAGCUCUAAAGGAUGAUCCUAUCUAUGUAUUUGAAGUGAAUGAAGCAUUUUCUGUGGAUGCAAAUAACCCUGAAAUACAGAAAGAAAUACCAGUAUCUUUUGUUAUUAAAGGAGACAAAAGGAAGAAUGGCAUAGAUAACAACUCACAUAAAGACGGAAGCCAAGCAGGAAAUCUGACAGAGUAUACUAUUAGAGUAUACACAGGUGACAAAAGGGGAGCAGGAACUGAUGCCAAUGUGCAUAUUAUUUUAUUUGGGAAUGAAGACAAAUCUGAGGUAUUUCAGCUCUCUCAGUCACUGGAGCAUCAAGAUCCUUUUGAAAGAGGAAAGGUUGAUACGUUCAAGAUUAUGACCAAAAAAAUAGGGAGCCUACAUUCAAUUGAAAUUGGUCAUGAUGGCAAAGGGUUUGCAAGUGGCUGGUUUCUGGAAAAAGUAGAAAUCACAGAUGCAUCUAAUUCAGUGUAUUGCUUUAACUGUAACAGGUGGCUUGCUGAAGAUGGAAGUGAUGGCUGCACUGUAGUGCAACUUUAUCCAUAGCUGCUUGUUUACUGAUUCUUUCUGAAUGUGUUGCUUCUCCAAAUUCAUGCUGAUUUGAUUUACUUGUAUUUUAUAAUUUUGAAGGUAUUGUAAUUAUUGUGAAGGAAUGUCAAAAUAAUGCAUUAAAGACAUCACAGUAAAUUAAA
This is a messenger RNA of Dromaius novaehollandiae (emu), 8600 nucleotides long. RefSeq names its product RP1 axonemal microtubule associated (gene RP1). NCBI's taxonomy places the organism in Eukaryota, Metazoa, Chordata, Aves, Casuariiformes, Dromaiidae. Gene Ontology annotation, molecular function: protein binding. The coding region runs from base 1 to 8454 and encodes 2817 amino acids. Gene Ontology annotation, biological process: intracellular signal transduction. The record is from RefSeq and is a predicted model, not a curated record. The transcript has 57 exons.